GUUGUCGCAAUUGUCAACGCACGUGGGUUUCUUUUCAAAAGUUUGUCAAAGUGAAUUUGUGACUAUUAGACAGAAUAAAACAAUACUAGAAUAAAAUGAACGAUCAAGAAUAUGAACAGGAGGAAGAAUACAGACAAGAAGAAUAUGGUGAGGAGGAAGGAUACAGACAAGAAGAAUAUGGUGAGGAGGAAGAAUACGGACAAGAAGGAUAUGGUGAGGAGGAAGAAUACGGACAAGAAGAAGAAUAUGGAGAACAAGAACAAUAUGAUAACGAAGCCGAUGGAAAUGAAGGGAAUUCGAAUAUAGUAGAAGAGCCGUUCAAGGAAAUUCCAAGAUUUGACCCUGCUAAAAAGUCUCACAAAGAAUUUGAAGUGAAAUAUAAACCAUCUCAAAAGGGAAAUGAAAAUGAUUCAAAAAUUGACAAAAGCAAAGUCAAAUCAGAUGAAAAAUUGUACUUCUUUGACAAAUCACUGAAAGAUAAGUUAACAAACGAUUCAGACUUCAGCUUGUUGAACCUGUUCGGACAAACACAAAAAGCAAAUAUUCCAGAACGCAAACAGAAAGAGGCCAAAGAGAAUCUCUUCUACAAUGUUGACAAACAUAAACAUUUUGACUUAUAUGACAAACAUAUGGAUUAUCAUCAGCCUAUUCAGGAUUUCCAUGAAAAAGAAACAUCUAAACCAAGCAAUAGUACCUCAAAAUCUUGGUGGGAAAAUAAUCUAUUUUUCUCGUACCCUGAUGAUUCAAGACUAAAAGAAGGAGUUGAGUUCUUCAACAAUGUAGUCACGAUUCACAAUGAACAAUUCAAGAACAAACGGAACCAAAUUAAAAAAAUUAUAAAAGCAAAGAUAAAGAAUAACUUAUCAAAGAAAAAACAAACCUUUCCCUCAGUGCGUCUUGCACCUAAAAGUAGAAUUUAUGCUAUGAAAAUGAGAUAUCACAAAAAGUUUAGGUCAUCUCAUAAAAAAUAGUCAAUUUAUGUUUAAAUUUGACACGUGGGUAUGUUUCAAAAAUAAUUUUUAAAAG
Cimex lectularius (bed bug) is the source of this 1026-nucleotide messenger RNA. RefSeq names its product leiomodin-3-like. NCBI's taxonomy places the organism in Eukaryota, Metazoa, Arthropoda, Insecta, Hemiptera, Cimicidae. The transcript is spliced from 5 exons. The coding region runs from base 96 to 971 and encodes 291 amino acids. The record is from RefSeq and is a predicted model, not a curated record.